Microthlaspi erraticum is the source of this 373-nucleotide messenger RNA. NCBI's taxonomy places the organism in Eukaryota, Viridiplantae, Streptophyta, Magnoliopsida, Brassicales, Brassicaceae. The record is from the annotation of a GenBank genome assembly.
AUGCUAGAGAUGAAUAGUGUGGAAGGAGAUGAGAGGAGAAUGGUAACAAAUGGUUUGUUUUGGGCAGAGCGUUUGCUUCUCCUUCUACUUGUCGUCUUCCCCACAUACGUCGUAGAUCUCAUCCUCUUUCUCACUUUAUCCACUACUCUUUUCGCAUUAACCUUCUUCUUCUACUGUCCUAAACUCUCUUCCGUUGGAGUCUCUGGUAUGGGAGGAUUCUGGCUGUUUCUAUUGGACCGCUCCACGUUUUACCUAGGCCUUGAGUAUUCUAAACUAUUGGCUCAAGGCUUUGAAAUUGCCUUCCUUUGGCGUUUCACUGUUUUUCUCUCUGUCGUGGUCCACUCCGUCUACAUCGUCGACCACCUCCUUAGAA